AUGAUAAGUACUUCACCAAUUGAAACUAUGGAGACAAAUACUGACGAACUUACUUUGGAAAAUGUUAUUUACACAGGAUCCAGCGAAAAAUGUUGUGUUAUUUGUCGUGAAUUUCGUAGUUCUUCGACCGACAUGAUAACUAUGCCAAAAUCAGCUCGGCUGGAUCUGCUGAUACUUCAUCGUCUUUAUGCUCCGCAAGGUGUUCGAUGUUGUAGACUGCAUAUACUCGACAAUAACCGUCUCGACCCAAAUGGUUUUGUGGAGAUAGAUAGUCGCGAAAAAUUGAAAGCAAGUCUUCAGUCCGAUGAACUAAUUCGUUUGUUAGAUGAUUUACUUUUGCUUAUUAAAGAAGCUAUGGAAUUGCCACGUCUCGAUUUUCAAGAUCCAUUGCUCUCAGAUGAUGAUUACAUGGCAUGGACAGGUUGGACAAAAAGACAGUUUGACGCAAUGUUCGAAGUACUUUCUCCCAUUCUUCGGUCAUCAUGUAAUCGUGACACACGCAACGCCUUAGCGGUUUUCUGGAUAAAAGCUAAAACAAACUUAUCAUUCAGUCAAAUAGGAACUUUAUUUAAUUACAGAGGCGAUAGUGAAACUCGUCGAAAACGCGUCGGGGAUACUUUUGAUUCUGUGCGAAUGAUUUUGGUUCGUGACUUCGUACCACUCAAUCUUGGUGUUGGUCACUUGACGCGAGAACAGGCUUUGACGCAUAACACUGCUUUCAGUAAAGAAUUUUGUGAUAACAAUGUGACGAUAAUUUGGGACGGCACAUACCUUUAUCUCGGAAAGAGCAGUGACCAUUAUGCUAAUCGUUCUACAUACUCUGGUCAAAAGUGUCGUCAUCUCGUUAAGUUCAUGUCACUCGUGCUUCCUGAUGGGUAUGUUUUAGACACAAUAGGUCCUUUUCAAGGAACAGCAAACGACGCUAGUAUCACUGAACGUAUACUUGAAACAAGAAAUGAUUUGGUGGCAUGGUGCGACUAUGGUGACAUUAUGAUAUGUGAUAGGGGUUUUAGAGAUGUUAUUCAAACCAUGUCCGAUCUCGGCUACGAAGUUAAAAGUCCAGUUUAUCUCGAGAAAUCCAAGAAUCAACAUACGACAACUGAUUCUAACGAGUCUCGGCUAAUCACGAAAGUAAGAUGGACAGUCGAAUCGUACCAUGCCAGAAUGAAGAAAUGGCGUAUAUUAUCCGAUCGAAUCGAAAAUCAAUUCUUAUCAAAACUUGGCGAUAUAGUCAGAAUUAUUUCUGCCGGUCUUAAUGCUUUCAGAGGUCCUAUCAUUAGUGAUGUUGAUGAUGACCAAUCAAAGAUGAUGGCCAAAUUGAUGAAAGAGCAAAAAUCCAAAAAUAAUACAUUAAAAUGUGAUAUUGAUCGUGGUUUAAUAAGUUCUCGAUCACAAUGGAAAAAGCUGGAUGAUGAGAACAUUGUCUUUCCAGAGAUGGAUUUGGACCACUUACGAGAACUUUUCUUUGGUACAUAUCAGAUUAAGCAAAGUGAAACGUAUACCGAAGAACAUCUCGAUGAAGAAGGAAAUUAUGUCGUUCAGGUCGCUCCAGAAGAGGAUGAACUUAUACGUUGUCGAAUUCAAAGUCGCCACUCUAAUGCAACACGCUAUUAUGCUUGGAUUCGGUACUCAUUAUCAGAAAAUACAAUCACAGCUUGGUACUGCCAGUGUCGAUCUGGUGCUCGAACAGUCGGUUGCUGCGGACAUAUUGCAAGUGUCAUAUGGUACUUAUCAUAUGCUCGCUUACAUGACUUUCAUCCAUCACCUGGCCGAAUGAGAGUUGUUCAGGCUAUAGAAUAUCUUAGAUGA
Molecule: messenger RNA, 1809 nt
Organism: Rotaria sp. Silwood2
Lineage: Eukaryota; Metazoa; Rotifera; Eurotatoria; Philodinida; Philodinidae
Source: the annotation of a GenBank genome assembly